AUGAGCAAAGAAGAGUGGUUAUAAAGGACCAGCCAUUAUCAUGAUAUUGAGUGACACUUCUAAUAUUGUGAGGGAGAAGAAGAGAGCAAAAAUGAGCUUUAAUAGGAUUUUUUUGAAUAUCAUAAUAAUCCUUUGUGUAUGCCUCAAUUGGGACUGUAGCGAGGGAGCUCAUGAAAAACAGAGGAGGGCGAUUAAUUCUCAUACUAUCCAACUCAGCUCCCUCUUCCCUUCACCAUCAUCACCUUGUGUUCUUUCUACAAGGGCCUCCAAUACAAAGUCCUCACUGCACGUGACGCACAGGCACGGCACAUGCUCACGUAUAACCAGUGCCAAAGCCAAGAGUCCAGACCAUGCCGAGAUUCUUAGACUGGACCAAGCGCGCGUAAACUCGAUCCACUCCAAACUUUCGAAGAAGCUCACAGACCGAGUCAGGCAAAGCAAGUCAACGGCUCUACCUGCUAAAGACGGAAGCACCUACGGAACAGGAAACUACGUCGUGACUGUCGGAAUCGGAACACCGAAACACGAUCUGUCCCUGAUCUUCGACACAGGAAGCGAUCUGACGUGGAUUCAGUGCGAGCCAUGCGUUCGAACUUGCUAUUCCCAAAAAGAACCAAUCUUCAACCCGUCUUCCUCUUCCUCGUACCAUAACGUCUCUUGCUCGUCGGCUGAGUGUAGCUCUCUCUCCUCUGCUACAGGUAACUCUGGAUCAUGCUCGGCUUCAAACUGCGUCUACGGUAUUCAGUACGGCGAUCAAUCGUUCUCCGUUGGAUUCCUCGCCAAGGAGAAGUUUACACUAACGGCUUCUAACGUCUUCGACGGCGUUAGCUUCGGCUGCGGCGAGAACAACCAAGGACUUUUCACCGGAGUCGCCGGACUUCUCGGCCUCGGCCGCGACAAGCUCUCUUUCCCGUCGCAGACGGCGUCGACCUACAACAAGAUCUUCUCCUACUGCCUCCCUUCCUCCGCCAGCUACACCGGACACCUCACCUUCGGAUCCGCCGGAAUCUCCAGAUCCGUUAAAUUCACUCCGAUCUCCACGAUCACGGACGGCACAUCCUUCUACGGCCUCGACAUCGUCGGAAUCUCCGUCGGAGGUCAGGAUCUAGCGAUUCCUCCGACGGUGUUCUCUACUCCGGGAGGUUUGAUCGACUCCGGAACCGUCAUCUCUCGCCUCCCGCCGAGAGCCUACGCGGCGCUCCGGAGCUCUUUCAAGGCGAAGAUGUUGCAGUACAAGAACACGUCGGCCGUCUCGAUCUUGGACACGUGUUUCGACCUCACCGGGCUUAAGACGGUGACGAUCCCGACGGUUUCGUUCCGCUUCAGCGGUGGCGCCGUCGUGGAGCUCGGCUCGAGAGGGGUUUUGUACGCGUUCAAGAUGUCGCAGGUGUGUUUGGCGUUUGCGGGGAAUAGCGAUGAGAAUAACGCUGCCAUCUUUGGGAACGUUCAGCAGCAAACGCUGGAAGUCGUGUACGACGGUGCGGGCGGGCGGGUCGGGUUUGCUCCUAAUGGGUGUAAAUGAAACCGAAAGGUAAAAUUAUUUACGGAUUUUGGCGCCAAAUUAGCCAUGUAUGAAAUUUGUGUGAGCACGUGAUUGGGUCUCUGAAGUGUAAAUGGUACACGUUUAUUGUAUAAGGCCAAACUGUUAAUUUACA
Raphanus sativus (radish) is the source of this 1655-nucleotide messenger RNA. RefSeq names its product aspartyl protease family protein At5g10770. The coding region runs from base 41 to 1522 and encodes 493 amino acids. Lineage: Eukaryota; Viridiplantae; Streptophyta; Magnoliopsida; Brassicales; Brassicaceae. Gene Ontology annotation, molecular function: aspartic-type endopeptidase activity. The transcript has 3 exons. The record is from RefSeq and is a predicted model, not a curated record. Gene Ontology annotation, biological process: proteolysis.